Molecule: messenger RNA, 5290 nt
Organism: Nylanderia fulva
Lineage: Eukaryota; Metazoa; Arthropoda; Insecta; Hymenoptera; Formicidae
Source: RefSeq, a predicted model, not a curated record
UCGCGAGUUUCACGUAGUUUCGCCUGCGCCACCUGACUGUUGUGUCAGUCCGUUUUGAUCCGAUUCGAAGAUUCGAAGAAACAAUCGCAUCACUAUUGCAUCAUAAUUUUUUAUUAUAUUGCGGGCACAAGGAUAUUAAAGAAGCAGGAUGUUGUUGGCGGCAAGGAUCUGCCGAGUUGGGGCUUCCCCAGGUUUGACGUCGUUUGUCAGGACUCCGCUCGUCCCGACGACGCCGCAGUUCUCCAGAGGUCAAAUCGCGAGGCUGUUCGUUAGCGAUGGACGUAGCUCUUACACGAGGACUGCGAAAAAAAGAACCACCGUGUCGGAGCAGGCGAUGGCACCAGCCGGUGAAACCGCAUUUAAUAUCGGAAAAGGAGCAAUAGCCGGAGGAGCAGUAUUAGGAUUAGGUGCUCUUUGUUAUUAUGGAUUGGGUCUUUCCUCACAAACAGGUGCCAUAGAUCACGCAAGCUUAUGGCCCCAAUAUGUGAAGGACAGAGUGAAAUCUACUUAUAUGUACUUUGGUGCGUCUAUCGCGGCCAGCGCAGCAUCCGCAGCUCUGUGUUUACGUUCUCCAACCAUGAUGAACAUGGUAAUGCGUCAAGGCUGGAUCGCUUUGGGUGUAACAUUGGCCGCGAUGAUCGGCAGCGGCAUGGUCGUACAGGGGCUUCCGUAUAAGGAAGGAUUCGGUGCCAAGCAGAUGGCUUGGUUGGUGCACACCGGCAUCGUGGGCGCCGUUUUGGCACCCUUGUCUCUUCUGGGUGGACCGUUGGUCCUCCGGGCGGCUUGGUACACCGCUGGUGUCGUCGGUGGUUUGUCGGCGGUUGCCAUUUGCGCGCCUAGUGAUAAGUUCCUGGCGAUGGGCGGCCCACUCGCUAUUGGAUUAGGUGUGGUGUUCGCCAGCUCCCUAGGUACCAUGUUUCUUCCACCUACGACCGUCCUCGGCUCAGGAUUACACUCCAUAGCGCUUUACGGCGGUCUCCUGCUGUUCUCCGGAUUCCUACUUUAUGACACGCAAAGGAUCAUUAAGCAUGCGGAAACAUAUCCCAUGUACAACGCUCAAGGCAGACCGUAUGAUCCGAUUAAUAAACGAGGAAUCGAUAUGCGGCUCAGAGAAUCCGUCUCGGUCUCGGUGCCGUUGCAUCCCGGAGGACUGAACAACAACCAGCUCCGCAGGCACGAGUCGAUCGGCGCCGCCGAGAUCGGCGGCGAUCGCAACGAGAACGCGACCCGGGGGCCGCACGGCGACGAAGCGGACUUCCGCCUGGCCGAGGACACCACCACGUGGUCCUCCCUGGCAAUCGCGCGCGACAACGUCCAGCAGAGCAAUUCAACGCAGCCCGCCAACAACGUCAACAACAAUCUCACCGAGCCGAAAAUACAGAGGAACAGCUCCGUCGAGAGCCUCGACUACGAGGGCACGAUCGAAGAGCAAUCCGCCAAUGUAAACAACAAUCUGACCGAGUCGAGGAGCAGCUCCAUCGAGAGCCUCGCCGAUUACGAAGGACGUAACUCUUCGCACGAGAAUUCGUCGCGCGAACUGACACCGUCCGAGUGGUCCGACUGGUCGGACGAAGGGAAUCUACCCGCCGGCUGUCGCGGCAUCGUCAACCCCAACUACCCCGGUUUCCAGCAUCUGGCGCCUUCCCUGCUGUCGGACACCGAUCUGACCGAGGACGAGCACGACAGCUGCUCCGAUUAUCCGCCUCUCUACAGUGUCCAUCGUCGCGACGCGGCACCGGAGAACGGCAACGAGUACAACAACAACGUCGACGACAGCAUCAAUCAUCUCUGCGGACAGCACAACGACCGCAAGAUCUUUUACGAGAAACCCAAGUUCAAUAUACAGACUGUGACCUCUUUGUACGAGGCGGUGGUGCCGCCUUCGGAAAAGUGCAUCAACUACGUGAAGAGCGUGGAGGUGUCCAGGUCCGAGGAGAAGGCACUGUCCCCGGAACCGGAGGAAGUCGUCGUGAACGGCGUCGUCGAGGCGGAGACCCAUCUCACGCUCCUGGACGAGCAGGAGGAAGCUCUGGCUGACCAGGUCAACGAGCUCGCUCCUGAAUUGUCGCGACCGAUCCUCGAGAACAAGCGCGAGAGAGAGAUACCAGUCGAGGUCGAGCUGGUGGAGCUCACCACGAGCGUGAAUGAGAGUCUGCAGUUUCCCGAGAUCGAGGAAAUCCUGGAUUCCGGGAAGACCAGCGAGAUCAGCGAGACGGAGGACGUCGCGGUGGAGCACAUCGACCUGAUACGCGAGGCAAAGGAGUUGCCUCACUUAGACCGAUCCAAAAUAGGCAACCGCCAGCCGGGGACGACGACGUCGGCGGGCGGCUCAGCCGACGACGACGAGUCGGGAAGCAACAGCGAUUACUCCGAGGGCUUCGCCGAGGAGCGGCCGACCUAUACGAAGCUGGAGGAGAUCGAUCUGCUGUCGAGCAUCGGCCGUGACAUCGGCGUCGACUUCGAGAAGUACGCCCAGCCGGUGCCAGACGUGGUCGCGAUGGAGUCCAUCGAGAGCAUACGUGGCAAUCGCGAGCAAUCGCGAGCCACCUCGGCCAUCAAGGAUCGUAUGGAGGACACCAACAAACUGAUGGACCGCGAACUCCCGGAGGCCUCCAGCGCGGACGCCCGGAAGAAGGAGAAGAUGGCCAAGAAUCAGGCCAAGCGCCGCCAGCAGCAGCAGCAGCAACAAUCCCAGAGACGUUCCGAUAAACGCCGGCCCGACAUCGAUAAUGGAUCGGGCGGCUUUGAUGUUUACAACAUCGAGACGGCGAUGCCGAAGAUCGAUCUGGACGCGAUCGAGUCACAUCUCAGAGCUGCUCGCGAGGAGGAACGUCGGGAUGAUGAUAAAGAAACUACGGAAACGGAUAAACCUUCGGAAUCGACUGUAGCAAUCGAACAAUCGAAAGAAACAAAGGAAAGCGAAAGGGAAGAUGUGAUUGCACGAUUCGACAGGGUUGUACGUGGCGAAUUUGAUGAUAAUCUGCAGCGACGGAACGAUCGCGAAGAAAUCAGAAGGAGACUGGCUAUGGGGCCUGAUGCCGAAGAUAUGCGCGCCGAACGUGGACGAAAGCCAAGUCUUCAGUCGCGUCUUCAAAGUGGAAUGAACCUCCAGAUCUGCUUCAUGAACGAGACGUCGUCGGACACCGAGUCCCCGGCUUCGGAAAACGACACGUCUCCUGGAUCCACACCUACGUCCCUCGGCUCGAAGCAGCUCGGCGGUUCGAAACAGCCGACGAGGCCGCAAGUGUUGAGUCUUCCGUCUCUGAGACUCGACGCGGGCGCGAACUCAACGCCGCCGGUCGACGAGGCGGACUUUUUCGCGCGGCAGGCCAGAUUGCAGACCGAGGCCCGAAUGGCCCUGGCGCAGGCCAAAGAAAUGGCUCACAUGCAGAUGGAAGUGGAGAGGCAGAGGCUGAAGCAGAGCCCCAUCACCGAGAUGGUGCGAUGCAGUUUGGAAAAAGUCGGUGUUCAGUUGGGAGAAGAUAGACGCAGAUUGUCCCGAGUUCUUCUCACGGAAUUAAACGUCGCGCAAUUGCAAGUAGUGGCGAACGAUUUACACGCGAGAAUUGCCGCCUUGAACGAAGCGCUCGUCGAGGGACUUUUGAGGAGAGACGAUUUGCACAUGGAGCAAGAUUCGAUGCUCGUCGACGUGGAGGAUCUCACUCGAUACUUAGGUGCCAAGCAAGAAUCAUUGAAGAAGAAACAGCAAAGCAUGCAGCAGACGGCAAAUCGAAACCAACAGUCCACUCCAACUCCAACAAAAUUGUCAAUGAAACCAAAGUUAACGCACUUGAAUCGCGGUCUAGUUGCUCUUGUAAGAAAAUAAUCUUUCGCUACGAGACUACGCAGUCUCGUCGGAAAUUAAACUCCGAAACAUCACGAACAACUCUGGAGACGCGAAGAAACGAAAAAGAGAGAAAGCGAAAGAACCUUUUUCAGAAAAUGAAAGAAAGAAUUGAAACUUUCUUCGCGGCAGACAAGAAAAAAAAAUAGAUCUCCGUUGAAAAAAGGAAAUAGAAAGCUUCUUCGAAAAAGUAAAAAAAAAUCUUUUUUUUUUUUUAAGAAACGUAAAAGAAAAAAUUCUCCAAACUUGGAGAAUAAUUGCGUUAGAGAACUCUGAAAGACGUUGUGACGAUCAACCUUGAUCAACAGUGAAAAUCGUUUUCAUGAUAAAAGGAAAGCAGCACAUAUCUCUUUCCUCUGAAUUUUCAAGAGUUUUUAUAGCUUCGUCAUUAACCACGUGGAAGUAGAGAUUUACAUAUGUGCGUGUAAGCGAACGAAUCCAACGAUCCUUCGUCUCUAUCUCCUGCUCGUCUGUAUUCGCUCGGCCCCUAAACUCUCACAUUAUGUCCCGCGACAUGCAUGUGUCUACAUCUAAUGUAUCAAUUAUUCGCCUUUAUAAAAUAGCGUAUCAUUAGCGAAAGCGGAUCCCUUCUCUGUUGUACAUAUAACGAAGAUUUAUAUCAUAUAACGAAGAUUUAUAUCAUAUAACGAAGAUUUAUUGCAAUAUCGAGAUUCCAUAUGAUGUUUGAAGAGCGCUUCGUUCCAUUAUAAGUCGUUCGCGCGUGCGUUGAUAUGAUGUUAAUAUUUUGUAAAAUCGUAUCGAUUUAAUAUUGCGUAUAGAAGAGCAAACUUUUAAGCCAUUCCUAGCUUCCGAUGAUUCCACAAUUAUUCGGACACGUGUAUAUCCUCGCUUCGGUAGAUCUCUAGAUCCGCCAAUAGAAGCCGUCGGUUAUUGAUUUUACAAAUUCUUGUACGUAUGAAUUCGUCGUUCUGCCUGACUCGGAAUAUACAGGAUAUAUUGGUGAGACGUUAAACCAGUUUUUAUCUAUCGCGAGCGACGAAGAAAGUUGAUGUUGUACUUUCUGAAAUAACGCAACGCGUCUGUAAGGGAAAGUGGGAGGUAGAUAGAUAGGUGGGGACGAAAAGUGCAACGACCGUGGAGAAUGAAAGAACGCGUUACAUAUCCAAAUAAAUGAUCUAGUAUGAAAAAAAAGAGAUUAGUUCAUAUCUAGAACAAUUAAUGAAAAACGUAAUCGAUUAUAGAAAUAUUUGAUCGAAUGCGCCGUCGGAGAGUUUACUCGUUUCUACGAUAUUAUACGAAGACAGAGCUUUCUCGAAUUUGCUAUAAAAAAAAAUUAUUCAUUUUUAUAUGGAUUAUUCGAUUCGAUUAUUCUUGCAUCAUGUGUUAUUUUUGCAUGUCGAUCUCACAUGUCGAUCUCAUUCACACACGCAGGAUUUUUCAAAUGUAGUCGAAAUAAAUUUCAACGAAUCUAAAAGCUAUAGUUAA